GUGGGGAGAGGGGGUGUCACAGACGACACUUCCGACUUCCGACUUACGACUAUACUACACUCAUUUGAAUUUGUUAUCAAAAUUUGUUAUUCACCAUUGGUUUAGUUUUACGACUAUCGUACGGCUCAAAUAAUUGGCUUAAAUGGCCAAGCCAACGAAGGAGAACUCGCAGCUACACCAGCAACCGACGCUGUCUCUUAUCGGCUUACCCAACGACCCAACAAGGUCAUCGAUUUACAUUUAUAAUCCCUACGAAAAACGCACUGUUGAGGUGCCCCUAACUAACUUUGAUGCAUUCGUCUCGCUGCUGAAGUGCGUGAUUGGCACUGGCAUUCUGGCCAUGCCACUGGCCAUGCGGUACGCCGGCAUCGUGUCCGGCGUGGUGCUCUCUGUGCUGUUAAUGGUCCUGCUUACCUAUUGCAUCCAUUUGCUGAUCACUGGCAUGACCGAGUGCUGCCGACGCAUCCAUGUACCGCAGGUAUCCAUGCCGCAGGCCGUGCAGAUUGCCUACAAAUUGGGACCAGCCUGUUUGCAUUGCUUUGCCCGCACGGCUGGCAUUUCGACCACCUGUGUUUUGGUCUUUGGCCAGUUUGGUCUCUGCUGCGUUUACAUUGUGUUUGUCUCAAAGAACCUAAAGGAAAUCGGCGAUUUCUACUUCAAGGAAUAUCACGAGCGCUACUACGUUCUCUGCGUCUGUGUACUGCAACUGCCCUUCUUUUUGAUACGCAAGCUGAAGUUCUUGGUGCCGCUGAAUCUCCUCUCGAAUAUCCUGCUCUACGUCGGAUUCCUGUGCAUCAUGUAUUACCUGUUCCAGGGCCUGCCUAGCUUACAGGAUCGCGAAAUGUUCAAGCCCCCCCUCGACUAUAUGAUGUUCUUUGGCAUUGCCGCCUUCUCCCUCACAGCCGUUGGUUCAAUGCUCGUCGUGGAAGCCAACAUGGCACAUCCAGAAAGCUACCUUGGCUUCUUCGGUGUACUUAAUCUGGCCGUCUUCUGCAUACUCUGCUCGAACAUAUUUUUCGGAAUCAUGGGCUACUGGCGCUACGGCGAGCAAGUGGAAGCCAGCAUUACGCUCAAUAUUCCGCAAAGUGAAGUCCUCUCACAAUUCAUUAAGAUUGCCAUUGCAUGUGGCAUUUUCUUGAGUUAUCCGUUGAACGGCUUUGUGUUCAUAACCAUCGUCUUCAACGAAUUUGGUGAUCAGAAACCCCAGCACAAGUGCCGCACUACAGUGGAAAUCUUGGUGCGCAUCUGCUUUCUUGUGUUAACGGGCAUCGUGGCUGCUGUUGUGCCCAAUUUGGCUGCUUUGACCGAGCUGGAAGGUGCCUUCUCUCUGUGCAACUUAAACCUGAUCUGUCCGGCGCUGAUUGACAUCUUCGUUAACUAUCAGAUAGGGUAUGGCCGCCUGCGUUGGAAGCUAUUACGCGAUAUUCUGCUAAUCCUAAUCGGCAUUGUCUUUGGCGUUGUGGGCUGCACCGUGGCCAUACAGCAGCUGGUGGCUGAUCUAACGGCAAAGCCUUCUUUGCCCGGCAAAAGUUGAUAACGGCAACUUACUAGCGCUGCAUUUAUCAGUUAAGUCCUUAGCUUUAUUUAAGCUGGUCUUAACAUCAUUUGCAGUUGUCGCUGUUGAUGUUUGCUGUUUGCUGUUUGCUGUUAGAUGUCUGCUAAGCUUUGUUGAGUUUUAAUUAAUUGGCCGGGCAAGUGUUUAGUCGGUUGUUGUUCAUUCCAGCUAAGCCAGUGACCAGGAUCUGUGUAAAUAUGACUAAAAUUCGCUGCCCUUUAAGAUGCUCUAAGUUUCGGUAAUUUCUUCUCAGUGAAUUUACACCAUAUAAUAAUAGUAUGUGAACUUGUUGAAAGUAUUGAUAA
Molecule: messenger RNA, 1860 nt
Organism: Drosophila hydei
Lineage: Eukaryota; Metazoa; Arthropoda; Insecta; Diptera; Drosophilidae
Product: glutamate transporter polyphemus
Exons: 7
Coding region: 143-1534 (463 amino acids)
Biological process (GO): amino acid transmembrane transport
Cellular component (GO): vacuolar membrane
Molecular function (GO): amino acid transmembrane transporter activity
Source: RefSeq, a predicted model, not a curated record